This is a messenger RNA of Asparagus officinalis (garden asparagus), 534 nucleotides long. RefSeq lists its product as uncharacterized. NCBI's taxonomy places the organism in Eukaryota, Viridiplantae, Streptophyta, Magnoliopsida, Asparagales, Asparagaceae. The transcript is spliced from 2 exons. Bases 1 to 534 code for a protein of 177 amino acids. The record is from RefSeq and is a predicted model, not a curated record.
AUGGUGCUGGAGAAGAAGGCUCUUAACAAGUGGAGGAUGUGUGUAGUCUUCACUGAUCUCAACAAGGCAUGCCCAAAAUAUAGCUACCCCCUUCCUCGGAUCGAUUGGCUAGUUGAUGGGAGCACAGUACACAAACUAGUCAGCUUCAUGGAUGACUUCUCUGGCUACAAUCAGAUCUAUAUGGAGGAGCAUGACCAAGAGAAGACCUCAUUUAUUACAGACCAAGGGACCUAUUGUGAUAAGCUCUGUUCUAGUUCAAGAAGAGAAGAACACCCAGAAGUCAGUCUACUAUGUCAGCCAGAUAUUAAAGUGGGUGAAUUUAACUACCCUCUCAUCGAAAAUGCUUUAUUCAUCCUCGUCACCACUGCUAGAAGACUCUGCCUCUACUUCCAAGCUCAUUCAAUAAUUGUGCGAGCUAGCUUGUCUCUGAAGAAGGUACUCGGGAGCCCCAAUCUUUUCUCUAAAGAAGGCACUUGGGAGCCCUACCACUUCAGGAAGAAUGGUCGCUUGGUCAAUCUAGCUCAGCGAGCAUGA